This is a messenger RNA of Verticillium alfalfae VaMs.102, 456 nucleotides long. RefSeq lists its product as hypothetical. The coding region runs from base 1 to 456 and encodes 151 amino acids. The transcript is spliced from 3 exons. The record is from RefSeq and is a predicted model, not a curated record. NCBI's taxonomy places the organism in Eukaryota, Fungi, Ascomycota, Sordariomycetes, Glomerellales, Plectosphaerellaceae.
AUGAUGGAGCCGCGUGUCUUCUUCAGAGUUGUUCAGGGAACGUCACACCCCUCUGAUGUCAUCAAGAGCCUGUACACCUUCACUCCUGCAGUGUUACAUGAUCAUUGCCGUCAUCGUGUCCAGGGCGAAGACUAUCCAGGCGUGAUUCCGGAAGAAGGCCGGUCCGUCCUGGGCAGCUAUGUCACGGGUUUGACAGACGCGAACAUACAAAAACUCGACAGCUUUGAAGGCAGCGAGUACGAUAGGCGAGCAGUCAAGGUAAAGCUUGUCACCAAAUUGGGCAACGCGCAGGGUGAAGGUCAGGUCGAGGGUGAGGAGCAGGAAACAACCACCUACAUAUUCAUUCAUCCUAAUCGUAUUGAGAGGGGUGAGUGGGAUUUUGAGCAUUUUCGCAAGGAGAAGUUGCACAUGUGGGCUCGAGAAGAGAUCUUCUUCUCCGAAGGAUUUGAAAAAUGA